AUGGCUUUCGGGUUCGGGUCAUCCGACGAUGUAUCCGGUUUCAAAUUCCUCUUCCUCAUGGCGCUCAUCUACGGUCUCAUCUCGAUGCUUACGUAUUCCGUUAUCCACAUGAAGUUCGUUAAUCCUCUCCUUGUCGACGCCCCUCUCGAUCGGUUUUCUGAAGCCAGAGCCGUCGAACAUGUCAGAAUGUUGUCUCAAGAGAUCGAUGGCCGCCAUGAAGGGCGACCUGGUUUGAAAAAAGCUGCUCUAUACAUUAAGAGUGAGUUGGAAUUAAUAAAGGACAGAGCUACCUCUAAUGUCAGAAUUGAGAUUGAAGAGAGCACUGUCAGUGGAUCCUUCAAUAUGAACUUUUUGCGUCACCAUAUAGCAUUGGGAUACAGAAACCAUACUAAUAUUCUUAUGAGGAUAUCAUCUAUAGACUCCAAAGAUACUGAUCCUUCGGUUUUAGUGAAUGCACAUUUUGAUAGUCCGCUUGGUUCCCCUGGUGCUGGUGAUUGUGGUUCAUGUGUUGCGUCAAUGCUGGAAAUUGCAAGACUAAUCGUGGACUCUGGUUCGGCUCUGCGCCGCCCUGUUAUUUUCCUUUUUAACGGUGCGGAGGAACUUUUUAUGUUGGGUUCACAUGGGUUCAUGAAGACAAAUAAGUGGCGCGACACAAUAGGAGCUUUUAUAAACGUCGAGGCAUCUGGGACUGGAGGGCCGGAUUUAGUAUGUCAAUCUGGACCGAGUUCUUGGCCUUCUAAUAUCUACGCCGAAGCAGCAAUGUACCCUAUGGCUACUAGUGCAGCUCAGGAUGUUUUUCCUAUUAUUCCUGGAGAUACAGAUUAUAGGAUAUUUUCUGAAGAUUAUGGCGAUAUUCCCGGGCUUGACAUUAUCUUCCUCCUUGGUGGUUAUUUUUAUCAUACCUCCUAUGAUACAUUGGAACAAUUCUUACCUGGAAGCAUCCAAGCACGCGGAGAAAAUUUGUUCCGUAUAAUCAAGGCUUUUACUAAUUCUUCCAAGCUACAAAACAAAUAUCAAACAAAUUAUAGUGAAGUUAGAGCUAGCUUAUUCAACGAAGAGCGGGCUGUAUUCUUUGAUUAUCUCUCAUGGUUUAUGAUAUUUUAUUCCAAAAGGGUUGCUAAAGUUCUUCACAGCAUUCCUAUCUUCUUAUUCCUUGUAAUGUCUUUUUCGCGUGGUCAGCCUCAUUCUUGGUUCGCAACUUUGUGUGAUUUUGUGAAAGGAUUUGUGUUCCAUGCAUUUGGGAUGAUAUUGGCAGUUGUUGUGCCUGUUGCGUUUUCUUUGCUGAGAUUACUGUUCUCGUCUCAAACAAUGAAUUGGUUUGCUCAUCCAUUCUUGGCAUUCAUGAUGUUUAUACCUUGCGGACUUGUUGGUCUUAUUAUUCCAAGAAUACUCUGGAGAAGCUUUCCUCUUUCUCAAGAUGCUGUAAUUGUCAAGAGAUCAAAAGAGGCACUAUCUGAUGAAGCAAGGUUUUGGGGAGCAUUUGGGUUCUAUGCCGUAUUAACUUUGGCUUAUCUUACAGCUGGGCUGAGCGGAGGUUUCGUGACUUUUUUUGCAUCUGCUUCUAUGCUUCCUUCAUGGAUAUCCUUCUGCUUAUCAGUCAAAUCAUUCGGACGACGUUCAUUCAGGUCAACAAUGUUUUACAUAUUGCCUCUAGUUCCAUGCCUUGCAUACGCCGUUUAUUUUGGCGGCUUUCUUGCUCAGUUUUUGAUAGAGAAGAUGGGCAUGAUGGGUUCUCUUCCUCUACCAUAUGGGCACUAUGUUCCCGAUAUUAUCGUGGCUGCAGUAAUUGGACUCGUAACUGGUUGGUCUGUUGGCCCUCUAAUACCCAUCUGUGGUCAUUGGUUAGCAAGGUCAUCAAUUGUGCGAUUUCUGUUGCAUCUCAGCGUGCUUGCUUUGGCGUUAUCAUCUCAGUUCUUUCCUUACUCCAUGUCUGCUCCUAAGAGAAUUGUUUUUCAGCAUACUUUCCGAACUGCAGGCUCGAGUCAGAUAACGGAAUCCACUUAUGAUUUUUCUGUACUAGAUUCUAAUUCUUUACUAUUCAUAUUCAAACACUCGCCUGAAGCAGCUGAGAUAUUGAAUGUUACUUCAAAGUUUUCAUUUGAAUCCGCAUCACGGUCUAACCGCCAUGAUUGGAUGGUACUUUUUCCAGUUUCUUCUCUCUUUUCAAAUAGUCUGAAAUUCCCCGCAAACGAUGAUGAUAUUUUGAAGCAGUAUCAAUUCUUUCCCACAUUGUUUGUUCAAAAUACAUCUUCAAAUUCUGAAAAGGGACAUAGAAGAGUUCACUUGGAUCUUUAUUUAGGUUCGUUAGAAGAAAUCUGGGUUACCGUUCUUAACAUCACUGGUCCAUUAUCCAGUUGGUCAUUUGCAGAUAAUGUGCUUCCAGGAACCGAAGCGUAUGGCGGAGGUCCACCAUCAUAUAUACUGCGUCUUAGCGGGCCAAGCGACAGGAACUGGUCUUUCUGGUUAGAGGCUAACAGUUCUGAAGCAUUGAGAGUGGAAGUUUCAGUUUUGGACCAAAAGUUGGUUGAUCCUGCAAAGAGAUUAAAGAGUGUUUUCCCAAAAUGGGUUGAUGUAGUUGCUUAUUCUAGUUUCAUUUCUAGCUAUACCUUUUAA
Molecule: messenger RNA, 2613 nt
Organism: Lathyrus sativus (Indian pea)
Lineage: Eukaryota; Viridiplantae; Streptophyta; Magnoliopsida; Fabales; Fabaceae
Source: the annotation of a GenBank genome assembly